Molecule: messenger RNA, 552 nt
Organism: Enterospora canceri
Lineage: Eukaryota; Fungi; Microsporidia; Enterocytozoonidae
Source: the annotation of a GenBank genome assembly
AUGUUUCAGAUCAACCUGAUUCUAUGUAGAUUCGAAUACAUGCAUGAGUUUAAUUCACAUAGUAUAUUUGGGAAGUACUAUAACACAACACCAUUUAAUAGCGAUGAUAUUACGCGCAAUUACCCGAAUAAGAAAGCCGAGAGAAUUGAUCAAUUUAUGAGAAACAUGAGUGGUUUCAAAAAGUGCUUGGAUGGGUUCUUUGGUACUGGAUUAAUAAGACGAGAGUAUUUGAUAACACAGGUAAAGAAACUGGAAGCACAAGGAGCUAGGGAACACGCUGAUUUUCUGAGACACCUGCAAAGUUGUAAGGAGGAAGAGAACAUAUUCAAUAUAAUGCAAAAUAUGAGAGAUAUCCUAAGUAACAGAGACGAAUUCAUUACUGAAAUAGCAGAGAAUAUGAUUGAAAUCAGAAACAUGAUGGAGUUUAAAGAAUUGCGACAAGGAAAGAUGUUUACUGACUUAAUGAGCAGAACACUGGAGCUUUACUACGCAUAUGAUGACAAAUUGAACCAAGAACAAGGAAUUGAAAACAGGAGAAGAGGAUAUGAUUGA